AUGAAUAAUUUUGGUAAUCGCCCUCAGAUUGAUAAAAUUCUGGUGUCGUAUGUUGAAACAGUGCCAUAUUUGAUUCACGUAAGGGCUAUUGUACCAAAAGAAAUCCCUGCAGCCUUUCCUCCUUUUCGUCCUAAGCACGAUCCUAAUGCCUCGUGCGCUUACCACGUCGGGUAUAUAAGACACUCCACAGAGGACUGUUGGACCCUCAAAUACAAGGUCCAAGACUUGAUUAAUAAGGAGAUUUUGUCUUUCUCCGAGGAAAAACCCAAUGUGAAAACGAAUCCUCUGCCUAAUCAUGGCAGUUCGACAGUCAAUGUCGUGAUCGAAGAAGAAACAACAAAAUCCGUACUAAGGGCCGAAGAUGUGAGGACUCCACUGUCAGUUGUGUUGAAGAGGCUUGAAAAGUUUGGGUUUCUAGCAGGUACACAUGAUGAUUGUGCAGUAUGUGAAUGUGAUCCAGACAAUUGCGACAAGUUAAGGGGUUGUGUACAAGAGCUGAUGGAUCAGGGGUUGGUACAGUUCUCCAAGUCCAAGGCAGUAGAAGAGGUUGCAGUAAUCGAAUCGAUAACUAUUGUGUAUAGGAAAAAGAAGGUUGAGGCUCCUCCCAAGAGGAUUCAGCCAAUUCAUUUUCGUGUUCCUAGUCUGUUUCCUUAUCAGAAUACCAAUGUAGCGCCUUUGAAUUAUGAGACAACAGCGUACCUGGGUGGAAAAGAAAUUCGUAUUCCUGACACCGAAAUCGUCAACAUAACUGGAACGGGAGGCAUGACUCGCAAUGGUCAUGUAUUCACUCCAAAGUACACCCCUAGGGUGUCUCAUCCACCCACAGUUAUCCCGCCUAAGGAUAAGGUCUCCCCUACUCCUACUCCGCGGGCAUGGGCAACUGUACCUGCCACUCCGAACAUGACGAUUGUUCCAGCGCCGACGAAUGUUAUUGCCAACAAAGUUGUAGAGUUUGAAGUGUCUAAGGGUAAAGGGCCGAUGGUUGAAAAUGAGCAAGUUGAAGAUCACAAGAAGAGCAUCAAUUUUGAGGAAGGUCAGGAAUUCCUCAAAUUGAUAAAAAAGAGUGACUUCAAGAUCUUCGAUCAGUUGAACCAGACUCCUUCCAAAAUCUCCAUUUUAUCUUUGCUGUUGAGUUCUAAGGCUCACCGUAAAGCAUUGCUGAAAGUUCUAAACACCGCUCAUGUGAUGCAAGAUAUCACGGUCGAUCAAUUUGACGAUGUGGUUGCGAAUAUCACUGCCAAUAGGUAUUUAGGAUUUAAUGAGCCAGAACUACAUUCUGAGGGAAACGCCCAUAAUAAAGCACUACACAUUUCAGUCAUAUGCACAAACUCUCUUCUAUCUCGAGUCCCCAUCGACAUUGAUUCUUUGCUUAAUGUAUUGCCGAAAGCUACAUUAAAAGUCAAUUAUAGUUUAAAGGGCCCAAGAUGA
Lathyrus oleraceus (garden pea) is the source of this 1428-nucleotide messenger RNA. RefSeq lists its product as uncharacterized. Bases 1 to 1428 code for a protein of 475 amino acids. The transcript has a single exon. NCBI's taxonomy places the organism in Eukaryota, Viridiplantae, Streptophyta, Magnoliopsida, Fabales, Fabaceae. The record is from RefSeq and is a predicted model, not a curated record.